GGAAACCUUUUCGCUGAGUUUGCGUUUAGAAGCUUCUACUACACAUAUAUUUCAUAUCCCAUUCCAGUUGGAAGUGCAGAAAACGGAGGCCCUCCACACAGCACGUUUUCCUCUUGAAUUUGGUUUCUAAGAGCGCAGAGAUUUGCGCUUUGCGUGUGCGCAAUGCGUCAACCAUCACCACCCCGACUGGAGGUGCUGGGGAAGCACUUCACCGGAAGUGUGGAGCACAAGGGAUCCAAAGAGGCACACACAACCAGAGCAGCAGAUGCAGCAGCCUUCGCUCGUGACCCCAAGAAAUCGGUUCGCGCGGUAGGCACCAGCGUACCCACCAACAAGAAAGCUACAACGAGUUCAACGGAGGCAACCACGUCAACGGUGCAGCCGUCACCGACACAACAAACAGCGCCUCAGUCGCCGUCACGACAUCAGCAAGCGCAUGGAAGUACGACGGAGAAAGCAAAGCGGCCAGCCACCGCAGUGGCACGAAGCAGUAACAGCAACAACGCUAUCGAACUGUCGCUUGUGCGCAAUCUAAAACAACAAAUUGCGUGUUUGGAUGCGCAGCUGCGUGUGGUUAAGCAGCAGCAAGACGCCGCAACUCGCUCGCAUGCGCGCAAGGCACAUCCAGCGGAGGGAGAAGUGGUUGGCACACACACCGAGGACGCCUUGUUUGCGGAGAGUGUUGAGCGACGCCUCAAAGGCGUGGCGUUGCCGCUGCCGCAUAGAGAGCGGGUGCACCACGUUGAUGUGGCCGCAGAGGGACACGCAAACAACGCCUGCUACUUUGAGAUCAACCGCUUGCGAAGCAUUCCCGAACCGUACCAGCUGGAGCGCAGUGCGCUACAGCACAACGUCGAGUCGCUGACCAAAGACAUCGAGGGCCUGCAGAGCCUUGUCUUUGACGUUGGUCGGCAGCGUGACGCUAUGGCCGCCGAGAUCGUGCAAUUUCGCUCGGCGCUGCGGGAAGAGCAGGCGGAACACGAGGCAAUGGCCGCGGAGUGUGCGACGAUGCUGCGGCUCGUAGAGUCGGAGCGGGCACUGCGCUGCGCUGCCGAGAACGACGCCGGCGCUCAUGCACAAGGGCGCGCGUUGAAUGGCAGACCGGGCGGCGCUGACCUGGCUGUGGUGGACGCGGUCAGCCAACGCGACUACUACAAGCUGCAAAGCGAUCGCAUGAAAGCUUCUGCGGCGCGCGAAAAGGCGCGUGCGGACUCGCUCGCCGCGGCGCUGCUGCAGGAACGCGGACGCUCCUCUGCCCAGGAGAAGCAGCUGUGCGGCGCACUGGACCGCAUUGCGCUGAUGGAGACGCGAGAGCACCAACUCGCCGUGUACUACGCGAGUCUCAGCUCUCGCUUUGUGACGGUGUCGGCGAUGCUGCGGCACGUGCUGGACGUUGUACCGGAGGACCUUCUGCACGAACGGCGUGUGCCGUCGCCGGAUCGCGCCGUCCUCACCGGGGAGGCAGCAGGUGCGGGAGAGGAGGUGACGCUGGGCGAGGUGCGGGAGACAUUGGCGGCCUGGCAGGAGGAGGCGUUGUCGAACGCUGCUCAGCUGACGGAGUCGGCAACGGCGGCGAAAACAACACCAAACGUGGACUGGAGUGAAGCAGAGAAAGCGACGGCGCAUGCACUUGCACUCAAGCCGGAGAACGAGGGUGACCACCGACCUGAAACCGCUGCUGCAACGCUUCGCCCAACGUCCGCCAUAGAGGACGAAACAGCACCUGCUGCAGCUAUUAAGGAAGAGGAUUCCAAACUCCUUUCGAUGACAUCAGCGCCGGAUGUGGUUGCCGUUCCCACCGUGUCGCCCAUUACUCGAGCGGGUGAAGAAGCAGCGGAUGUUUCAAAGUCGGCGCAGGCGAUUGCCAAGGAGCCGUUCGGCUUCCCUCAACACGAGGCGGAUCCCGUUACACCAUCCCCGGUGGACGGUGCCCUCGGGGUUUCUGCGCAGCAAAACGAUUCCGCACAGCCAUCAGGGCCCUUUGCUUUGCCACCACCACCACAAUCGUCGCUGGACGGCAAAGACGAGAUGGCGAGCGCGGGAGCCGGAGAACUUGCCACAGCCGUCACGGAGGCAGGCUCUACGGUGGCUCCACGGAUGCCUGCCGUGGCGGAUCCGCAUGCGGCAGCGAAGCCGAGUGCGGCCGAUCCAAAUCCACCGGCUGAGGAAGCGGAAGGGACUAGAGAGAAGGAAGAGGCCCAGCAAGAGGAAACGGCGGCGCUGCCACCACCACUGCAGCCUUCUUUGCUAUUGGAGGAGAAGGAGGCAGCUGCAACAGAGACUCCUCCGCCGAAGGAAGACGGGGCAGCAGCAGCAGCACCAUCGUCGUCACUCGCCGGUAUUGACGAAACGAGUAAUUCAUCCACGCUCGGGGAUGAGGUGGAAGUCAGCGAGUCGUUUUCCGCUGCACCACCGAAUGACGCACCCACUGGCGGUGAGAGGACCGUAACUCCGUCCAAGCCGCCGGCUUUCUCUCUUCGCGUCGAUGACAAAGAGGCGGAGAGCGCAGAGGAGCAUCAGGCGAAAUCAGAGGCGAAUACAGCUCCUGUACCAACUGACGAUGCAGCGCCGCAACCACCGCCACCACCGCCGCCUGCUGCUACUGCUGUUCCGCCUCCCCCGCUCGUGGCGGUCGUACCAUCCCUUCCCACCUUCACGGUUUCAUCACCGCCGCCCCCUGCUCAUUCGGUGGCCGUCUCCGUCCCUCCCCCUCCCCCUCCUGGCAGUGCAGCUGUGCCGCUGCCACCAGGUGCGGUGUCGCUGCCGGAGAUGCCGUCGUCCACCCUUCCGGCCCCCCCACCACCACCAAGUGCGGUGGUUCCGACGUGUGCUCCUCCUGCUGCUCCUGCUCCGCCGACGCUGGAGCAGCAGCUCUCCCAACUGGAUGCCCGCAUUGAGGCGCAGAACGCGGCGCUUACCGAGCUGGUUCAGCGACACACAGAGUCAGCUUAG
Molecule: messenger RNA, 2952 nt
Organism: Leptomonas pyrrhocoris
Lineage: Eukaryota; Euglenozoa; Kinetoplastea; Trypanosomatida; Trypanosomatidae
Exons: 1
Coding region: 163-2952 (929 amino acids)
Source: RefSeq, a predicted model, not a curated record